Molecule: messenger RNA, 602 nt
Organism: Entrophospora candida
Lineage: Eukaryota; Fungi; Glomeromycota; Glomeromycetes; Entrophosporales; Entrophosporaceae
Source: the annotation of a GenBank genome assembly
GUAGUAGAUGUGACUUGAUAGUUAGGAGGGGGUCCUUAGAAUUUGUAUGUUCAGAAGUAGGAAAAUUAUACAAAGGACCAAAAGGGACUAAACUAUUAAAGGAAAGUUCAUUGAAAAUUCCAAAAGUUUUAAAAGACAUGUUGUAUGACUUGUACCAAUAUGUAAACUUUGAUAAAAACUCUUUAAGAAAAAUAGAAACUAUAGGAUUCACACAUGCUGGAUUGAAAGUAGUGAUGUUAAGAUUGGACUCCCCAACAGGAUAUGUUUGCAGGGUCUUAAGAACAAACAUGUUUGAAAUUCCUCCAAACAUUAAUGAAUUUGGUUCAAAAGCUUUAAAUGUAUUUGUUAUGACUUUAAAAGCAAAAAAAAAUAUAGAGCUUUUUGAGCAUCCAAACUCAAAAGAAGCCAAGAACCAACUUCUAGGCUUACAAGAGUGUUGUGAAGCCACAACUAACACAACACAAUCAUUUUUUAAGCUAACUCUCACAUUAAAUAGGAAUGCCAAGAAUAGUGAGGACAUAUUAUGUAAAAAUGGAAAUUAUGUUUUAGAUGGAUUAGAAUUACUAAAAAGAAAUUCCGAGACACCAUGCAGUAACAAAUAA